Messenger RNA from Nematolebias whitei (Rio pearlfish), 725 nucleotides. RefSeq names its product sorting nexin 22 (gene snx22). Gene Ontology annotation, molecular function: phosphatidylinositol phosphate binding. The record is from RefSeq and is a predicted model, not a curated record. NCBI's taxonomy places the organism in Eukaryota, Metazoa, Chordata, Actinopteri, Cyprinodontiformes, Rivulidae. The coding region runs from base 94 to 684 and encodes 196 amino acids. The transcript is spliced from 7 exons.
AGGUGGAGCUCAGGAGGAACUACCGGAAAACUUCUCCUGCAGCUGCUGGUGUGCAUGAAACCCUGAGUCAGGCCUGUGGGUGCAGCUCGGACCAUGGGUCUGCAGGAGGACUUCCUCAUGAUUCAAGUGUCCAUCCCGUCCACGGAGGAGAAGGAUGUGAACGAGUCCGGCAAGGCGAAAAAGUUUUUCAGAGUUGAAGUCCUGUUCAACGAGAGGAAACAUUAUGUGCUCCGCAGAGCGAGUGAGUUCCAGUCGCUCCACAGAAAGCUCAGGAAGCUCAUCCAGACUCCAGAUUAUCCCAGCAAAAGGAACCCCCACCUGAGGACCAAACCUAUGGAGCAGAGGAGGCAGGAGCUGCAGGAUUACAUCCAGGAGAUCAUCUAUCUAAAUGAAGACGUGCCUCAGGUGCUGCUGGACUUCCUGCACCUGAAACACUUUCACACAGGAAACAAGAUCAGCAGCGCUGAAUCCAUGGAUGAGUUGGACAGUCAGGGGUCAAAUUAUGAGUUACCACAUCAGCGAGUGUUUGGGUUUUUCCAGGAUCCUUAUCUCUCUGAGCGCUCCUCAGGCCUCCCAGAUAUUGUCGUGGACGGGGUCCUUCAAGGUUUUUACCCCCGGGAUGUUCGGGUCAGUUUCAACGCCUCCACCUUCCCUGCGAACGACCGCACACCUGUAGAGGGCUGAGACACCGAAUCCAGAGGGAAAGAUGAAUGAAAACCCCAAAC